Molecule: messenger RNA, 1107 nt
Organism: Aedes aegypti (yellow fever mosquito)
Lineage: Eukaryota; Metazoa; Arthropoda; Insecta; Diptera; Culicidae
Product: glutathione S-transferase E14
Exons: 5
Coding region: 212-1027 (271 amino acids)
Biological process (GO): glutathione metabolic process
Molecular function (GO): glutathione transferase activity
Source: RefSeq, a predicted model, not a curated record
ACAUAAUUAAUGGACAGCCCCUUAAUCAAUCUAAACCCUGCGAAAUGAAUGAUACACUUUCAUCAUUGGCGUCGCAACGAACGUAUAACUCGACUGAUCGUCAUCAUCAAGUUGUUGUGUUUUGAUGAAUGAAUGGAAAUGAACGAAACGCGCGCCGUUUUGAAGUAGAAACUAUGUUUCUCCCAGAACGGAGAAACCAGACGAUCAGUCUAUGUUGAUCAGUUGUAGCGUUCGUUCAACUCACUUCGUGCGUGCCAUCUCGUACAGAGAUUAUAAAAUAUCAAUCUUGGAAUUGGUUUGGAUUGUGUUUAACUUUUGCUUCAGUUUUUUGUUUCUUUUUGGUUUUUGCUUGGAAGAUUUGACCAUGUCCAAACCGGUGCUGUAUUACGACGACAUCAGCCCGCCAGUUCGCGGAGUGCUUCUCACCGUGGCCGCCUUGGGAAUCAAAGACCAAGUCGAACUCAAACUGGUUCGCCUCUUCGAGAGAGAACAUCUUUUGGAAGAUUUUGUUAAACUGAAUCCUCUGCACGCGGUACCUGUGCUGAAACACGACGAUCUGGUCCUGACCGAUAGUCAUGCAAUUAUCAUGUAUUUGUGCGACAUCUUCGGACAAGAUGGUGAUUUUUCGUUGAAAGAUCCUAAACAGCGAGCCCGCGUCCACAAUCGAUUGUGUUUCAACAAUGCCGUUCUGUUCCAAAGAGAGUCGAUCGUAAUGCGAGGCUUGAUCAACAGAUCGAUAGUGACACUCGAAGACCAUCACUUAAAACCCGUUCAGGAAGCGUACGACUGUUUGGAAGUUUAUCUGACGAAUUCGAAGUUUGUUGCUUGUGAUCAACUUACAGUUGCAGAUUUCCCAAUCGUGGCAUGCAUGAGCACAGUUGGAAUGGUCUGUCCGCUAUCAACCAGUCGAUGGCCUAAGACUGCCGCGUGGUUUGAAACCAUGAAACAGUUACCCUACUAUCAACAGGCAAACCAGGUUGGGGUAGACAAGCUCAAAGAGAGACUUCAUGCUGUAAUGAAAAAAUAGUUUGUCAGAAGUGAAAUUGUAGUUCAAUGUUUGGGUAAACUUAAAAACAAUAAAAAUUUAAAAUCUCCACGCUUUUGGCU